CCGCCGACGAACAGGACCGAGACCAACUUGACGAGGCUCUGUUGUGGGGUUUAUUCGUCACGAAAGGCUGCGAAGAUAUUCCGGAUCGCUCAACCCUGGGGUCGUUUCCCCUCCCCGUGCCCCACCUCUGUGCAGGAUUCACUCCAUUCAAUUUCCCAUCAGCCCGCGAAGCUGGCAGUCCCUUACGGCGUUCUCGCGGCACCGUGGCCAGCCGCACACUUCCCGGGGGCCCUCCCGACGUCGCACCCGGAGCCGCCCUUCUGCCCGCGAUGCCCGCGCCACGUCCGCGUGGGCUCCGAUUCCCGAGUGCCCUACCGGGAAUUCUGCCGCUCGUUCGGCUACCCGGUGGCGCUGGCGCGCUCGGCGCCGUGGCCGGGCGACGACGGGGCGCUGCUCGGCUUCUACGAGCUCCGGGGCACGGGCGGCCCGCUGGUGCAGCGAGGCCACGCGACGGGCUGCGCGGCGCGUGGCCACCACCCCGAGACGCUGCUGUUCGACGCCGAGGGUCACCUCGACAGCGUCCUCCUGACGCUCGGCCUCGGCCACGGCGCCGCCACGCGCGUCGCGCUCUUCUCCAGCCACGCGCCGUGCGGGCACGAGGCCCUCGGCUGCGUGUCGCGGAUCCUCGGCUUUCUGGAGGCCCACCCCGGCGUGCGGCUCGAGAUGUACUUCGCGCAGUUCGAGAGCGGCUUCGCGGAGGCGGGCCGAGGCUACCACAGGCCGCCGUACGGUCACCGCGACGGGACCGACGAGGGCGGCUCCCUACGAGAUCUCGUCGGUCUGAGGCCCCGGGUCACCGUCGCUCCCAUCAGCGGCGGGAUGUGGGGCAAGAUUCUGCGCGACUUCGUGAGCAACGUCCCCCCGCUUGCGCUGAUGAACCCCGUGAAUCACUUGCGGGCGAGAGAGGACAGUGAGAAUGCCGCUCGUCUGGCGGGGAUCACCGGGGUUUGGCCCCCGUACGUUGACCUAGCACCGGUCCCUUCAAAAAAAUACAGAGACCUCGUCUUCGGAGAUUUUGGCCACCAGUUCGAUGACCAACGUGAUCACGACGAACUAACAAAUGCGAGGUCAGAUCAUUAUUUUAACGAAAAGCGCACGACAGUCAAAAGGCCACAGCGAUUCAAUCCGGACACUCUCCAGUCACCACCGAUGAUCGUCCUUCCACCAAUCUUCAUGCCACUUGAGCAUUCUCCUCCCCCUCCUCCUCCUCCUCCUUCCCAUCCUCCUCCUCCUUCCCAUCCUCCUCCUCCUCCACCACCAGCCCACUCCUGGGGCUAUUCCCAACCCUGGACACCUUCGUGGUCACAGUCCUGGACCCAGCCCUGGACUCCUCAGCCCUGGACUCCUCAGCCCUGGACUCCUCAGCCCUGGACUCCUCAGCCUUGGACUCCUCAGCCCUGGACUCAGGCCUGGGCACAGGCCUGGACUCAACCUUGGACCCCGGCCCAGACGUAUGCCUGGCCACAGGCAUGGACUCCGAAUUGGAGACAGCCGCAGCCACAAGUGGUCCGGCACAUGACGCUGCCGGAUUUGCCACCACCACCGAAGCAGAAGGAGAAGACGAUUCAGGAGAUGCUGCCACCAAACGGGAUCAUCAAGGACUUCACCAUCACGCAGGAGAAACCGGUCAAGCAGAGCGCCGACACGACCGGCAAGAGCGACAGGGGAAAGAAGUCGAAGAAGAAAAAGUGAACAGGCUCGUGUACGCUAAGAUUCUCCAGGAGAUUAAUAUUCAGCACCUGAAGAAGCUCCCAGCGCAUGAGGCGAAACGUCGGACAUCGUGCCAAAAAAGACACGUGGCACAAACCGAAUAUACAUUGUAGGACGCACAAGGGUCGCGCAUCACCAUUGAAACAUUACUUUACAGGUGCUUAUAAACUACUGAUUGGCACGUUGCGAAUUCGUAUAGGGUACAUACACUGUACUUGUACAGCCAUUUUAUCGAUCCACUGCUGGAUGAGGGCCACUCCACACCAUGAGGGUCGCGGGCACUAUUUGCCCACGUUGUCAUCGGAAACAUUUCUGAGCUGUGCAAUGUAGCGGGCAUCACAUCAGAUGUGGCGGGCGUUGCAUCAGAUGCGGAGGGCGUCAAAUCUGAUAUGGCGGGCAUCACAAAUUAGGUUUGGCGGGCAUCACAUCAGAUGCGGUGGGCAUCACAUCAGAUGCGGUGGGCAUCAGAGGGCAGCGCAGCAAACCUCUUUGUUGGAUUGCACUCCUCUACAUUCCCGAAUCUCGUGCGUCCCACCCUUCGCCAGCCCACGGCCGAGCAGCGUGGUGAAGUAUGGUCACAUAACCCCCGUGACCUCCGCAAGCUUGGGGAGACACUCAUCCAGCCUUGGAGGGACACAGAGAGCUGGACACGCGCACGUACCGCUAUGCUAUGCUGCACCGUGCCAUAUCCCUCGACGAAUUCAUCUCCGAAAUCGAGCGCAGCGCGGUGGUCGGUGCUCGAAGCUGGGGAUGACCCAAAGCGAGCCUGACGUGCCGUUGUUCCGCGGUUUUCCUAAUAAGUGGUUUAAAAAAAAAAAACUUCAACCGCUUCAUGCACUUUAUAUGCACUCGCAAUAUGAGCUUUACGAAAUGUUUAAACGCACGCCGUGCCCUGUACGCCCAUCUAUUUAUUUAAAUGACCCAAAUGGCUACGAGGCUUCCGGUUGGUCGGUCCGUCAGUGAUACAUUUGACGAGGCUCUUGCCACGAUGUAGCUUCCUGCGCAAUGCACAAGAGCCGCUUGCAUUGGCCGAUUCACGACACACGUCCUUUGUGCUCAUCGUACAGCGAGACCGAUUAUUGUUUUCAUCAUUAUUAUUAUUACAUUACUAUAAUGUGCGUAGAGUGUCAAUAAAUGACGCAGCGGGUGACCUGGAAUUGGUGGUAUACGUGAUGCGGGUUAGACGCAAAUCACCGCUCACUCUUGAGCAAAAAACCAAGCAUUACGCGAAUCACCCUAAACUCCACACUCCUGCGUGGGUAUUGCCUCGCAGGCCCCCUGAGUCAGUGAAAGCACGUGAGCAUGUUUUUUUUUCUCUAAGAGGAAGCGGGCCAUCACAUCUGGCCAGCAGAUUUUUUUGGAAAUGAGAAGAAGAAGAAACAAGAAGGCACCGUGCCAAGGACAGGCAAAGUUGCAGACUUCACAGCCGGGGUGGUGGUGGUGGGGGGAAGCCAAGGGGGUUUUGCCGAACACGUUGAGCGUUCGGCGUGCGUCCGAUUGGCGGGA
Messenger RNA from Petromyzon marinus (sea lamprey), 3216 nucleotides. RefSeq names its product apolipoprotein B mRNA editing enzyme catalytic polypeptide like 4 (gene APOBEC4). Gene Ontology annotation, molecular function: zinc ion binding; hydrolase activity, acting on carbon-nitrogen (but not peptide) bonds, in cyclic amidines. The record is from RefSeq and is a predicted model, not a curated record. Lineage: Eukaryota; Metazoa; Chordata; Hyperoartia; Petromyzontiformes; Petromyzontidae.